Python bivittatus (Burmese python) is the source of this 1406-nucleotide messenger RNA. The record is from RefSeq and is a predicted model, not a curated record. Lineage: Eukaryota; Metazoa; Chordata; Lepidosauria; Squamata; Pythonidae.
GGGAAAGCUUGCUGUUUGUGCCCCCCACAUUGGAUAUUCGGGUGGGAAGUACAACAGAUCUCUGGGCUUCACUGCCCCAUCGGUUCUCUGGAAGCAGAGAUGCGCCCUUGGUGUAGUGGACGUGCCGGUUCAGUUUCCUUCUUAGCCAACAUUUGCUGAAGACCAACCUGCUUUUUCUGCAAUGGGGAAAAGAUAAUUAGCUUUGGCCUAAGCAAAUAUUCUGGGGCCCUGAUGGAGGUAGCAUCUAUCAAGGUAGAAUUCUAUCAAUUAAAACCCCAAAAAGUUGAUCCUCUUGUUUCGUCCUCUCUCGCAGACCCCGUGAUCAUGGCUGAGUCAGGAAGGCAGAAACGGAUCUUGGUGACCGGGGGCUCAGGACUGGUGGGGAUGGCCAUCCAGAAGGUGAUUGCAGACGGGGAACACCGGGCAGACGAGAAGUGGAUUUUCGCGUCCUCCAAAGAUGCUGACUUAACGAGUGCUGCAGAGACCACGGCCCUCUUUGAGAAACACAAGCCCACCCACGUCAUCCACCUGGCGGCCAUCGUCGGAGGCCUCUUCAAGAACCUCAGCCACAACCUGGAAUUCUGGCGGAAGAACAUCCACAUCAACGACAACGUCUUGCAAGCGGCGUACGAGUCGGGGGUCCAGAAAGUCGUUUCCUGCCUGUCCACCUGCAUAUUUCCUGACAAGACCAGCUACCCUAUCGACGAGACCAUGAUUCACAAUGGUCCUCCCCACAGCUCUAACUUCGGGUAUGCUUAUGCCAAAAGGAUGAUCGAUGUGCAGAACAGGGGAUACUUUGAACAACACGGCUGCCACUUCACCGCGGCCAUUCCCACGAACAUCUUUGGGCCUCACGACAACUUCAACAUCGAGAACGGGCACGUCCUGCCGGGCCUGAUCCACAAAGUGUACUUGGCUAAGAAAAACGGCACAAAUGUCACAGUCUGGGGGACAGGAAAGCCUCGGAGGCAGUUUAUUUACUCUCUGGACCUGGCUCGGCUGUUCAUCUGGGUCUUAAGGGAAUACAAUGAAAUAGACCCCAUCAUCUUGUCAGUGGGAGAAGAAGAAGAGGUGUCUAUACGGGAGGCAGCUGAAUGCAUUGCAAAGGCUAUGGAUUUCAAGGGAGAACUCCUAUUUGACGAAUCCAAGUCAGAUGGUCAGUUCAAGAAAACAGCCAGCAACGCCAAGCUGAAGAGAUACCUGCCCGAUUUCCAGUUCACACCGUUUGACCAAGCCGUGAAGGAAAUGUGCGACUGGUUCUGCGCCAACUACGACGUCGCCAGGAAAUGACCCAAGGGCACCGCUAUGGUUGGAGGCUGGCAGGCGUGGGUGCACCCUUGUCUCAAACUCAGGUAGCUUUCUGCUGGAGGAAAAAGGGAAAAUAAAAGAACCCCUUGGAGCGCCAA